Molecule: messenger RNA, 324 nt
Organism: Puccinia graminis f. sp. tritici CRL 75-36-700-3
Lineage: Eukaryota; Fungi; Basidiomycota; Pucciniomycetes; Pucciniales; Pucciniaceae
Exons: 3
Coding region: 1-324 (107 amino acids)
Source: RefSeq, a predicted model, not a curated record
AUGUUACUUCCCAGCCAUAAAGGCCUUAUCAACAGACGGAGAGAGAGAGAUUUAAAUAACCUUUUUGGAAUCCACAAGGAGCCGGUGAUAGAAAGCCAGGCCCUGCUCCAAAACCCAGUGAUUCUUGUUCACGUGAAGAAGGUAAAUAGGUUCGUUGGAUUUGGAGUCCUUGGGGCCAAGCCUCAAGGGCAGAUAGGUGUUGCAGGAAUUGAAAGAGAGGAAAACUAUUGGGCGGGUAUAAGUAUUUGCAAGAAUUGGACCAUGCAACAACUUGCUGAGACACUUCCCAGGAGGAACACUAGAUUGGGUGCCAUCUACUGUUAG